Messenger RNA from Oryzias melastigma (Indian medaka), 3550 nucleotides. RefSeq names its product fas-binding factor 1 homolog. The record is from RefSeq and is a predicted model, not a curated record. Bases 368 to 3475 code for a protein of 1035 amino acids. Lineage: Eukaryota; Metazoa; Chordata; Actinopteri; Beloniformes; Adrianichthyidae. Gene Ontology annotation, biological process: cilium assembly; establishment of epithelial cell polarity. Gene Ontology annotation, cellular component: ciliary transition fiber; centriole; ciliary basal body. The transcript has 30 exons.
CCGGUCUGCACGAUUAGGUUCUGUUGCUGGUGUGAAUGGCGUGAAUGACCCAGGCGGUGUUAAACAUCUUGCUUGUUUUUUGAUAGAUUAUUUAGAAAUAUGUACAUUUAUAUGAUAAAUACCACAUUGAAUUUCAAAGUGUAAAUCGAAUUUUCAAAGACAGGAAUCUGGUUUAUGUUUAACGAAGUGUUAGCCAACUUGAAAUCCCUCGCAAAACUUCCAGACCUAAAAACGACCCUAUUAAAGAAAGCAUUUCUGUUUUUAUUAGCUCGUUUAUAAGGGGAGACGAGAGACGCCCUAAUCGGUCGGUCACGAGCUAGCUUAAAAGCUAGCUAUAAAUCUGGCGGCUACCACGUAAAUAAACGAAAUGGCAGCUAAACCGAAGAGUAAGUCCUCUGAAAGUCUAUUUGGUGAUGAGGAUUUGUUUGACAGCCUGUUGGAGGAAAUAAAACAACCCACCAAGACGAGACCAGCUCAUAGUAAACCUGUGAACAAGUCACCUUCUACAAAAGAUGAUUUGGACUUUGAGGAAUCUGACAUCUCAGUGGCCGAUCCCAACGACAUCUUGAAGAACAUAGAGAAAAGCAGCAGUGCUGUGAAAACAAAGGUGGCUGAAAAUGACGGUUUGAAGAAAGCCUCUGCUGUUUUAGACUGGGAUGGAAACCACGGCACAGAUAAAUCCCCUGGUGGAGGGAAGAAGCCUGCACCUUCAUCUUCUCCGGUCUUGAAGAAGACCACGUUUUCUGAUUUGGACGAAUCCCUGUCCGAUCCACUUGACGACCUCCUUCCAGAUGAAACGAAGCCCAAAGCCAAACCGAGGACGGCCAAACCCGACAAGUCUCCUCCUCCUGCUUCUCCUAAGCUGGAAGUUCAAACAACAAAGACUUCAAAGAAAGAAAUGUUUCUUUUUGAAAACGAUGACCUGACGGAUUUACUCGGAUUUGAUGACGAGAAAAGAAAUCCCAAGAAAAAAGAAAGUCUACUUUGGACUACAAAGGAGAGGAGUGAUCCCCCUCAGCGUCCUCACACAAAGAUCAACGAUAUUCUGGAAGGUGUAACUUCACAGCGUCUUCUGGAGCGACCACCCACGGGCGAGAAGAAGGAGCAACUUCCGCCUCACGAAAAGCAGAAAAACUCCACUGUAAAGGAGGAGGAUCUGACUUUUGGAUCCUAUCAGCCCACAUUAGGAUCCACUCCGGAGGGGCGCCAAUCCCGUAGACAGUCCGUCAGGUUUUCUACUGAGGACGUCAGUGCCUCGACUCCAGAGAGGAGAGCAAAACCCGCCUCCAUUCGGCAUCGCAACUCGCUCGACUGGCUCGGCUUCACGGCGAAUGACGAGCUCAGUUAUCCAGAAGAUGACUCCAAAGAGCCGACGAGGGUCUCAGCCGAGUCCCAGAAGUCCUCCUCCUCUGCCUUGCCAUUUUUGGAGAGAAAGUCCCCCUCGACUGGAAGUCAAACAACAAAAAGUGACACACAAGCUGAGGUUUUCAGAAACCAAAAAAAAGAGGAGGAGGAGGAGGACUGGUUGACGCCGAGCAAGAAGAAGAAAACUAAGUCGGUGUCAAACGAAGCUGCAAAAAUGGAGGACUCCUCAGGCUUCCAGGAAAGACUAGAACUUGAUUUUAGCCACAAGGAAGCAUUGCGAACUCCCAGAGGCCCCGAAGACACAAUUCUGUCCGUCAGAGAAACGAGCCCUGUGGCUCAUUCCACCCGACUCGAAGAGGAGAGACCCAAGCAAGUUCCCCCACAAAGUCUAAUGCCGAGCACCACAGUUUCUGUCCAACAACAGACACGACUGCCCGGUUUAGGUGGAGCUGAUGGAGCGGCCCCACAGAACCUCAAAGACAAAGAAAAACAAGCUGCAGAUUACCAGACUCUAAGGGCUCGCAUCGCUGAGCUGGAAGGACAGCUCAAGAUCCUGCAGUUGGAGCGAGACCAAACCCAAACCAUGCUGGAGAGCAUCCAGCAGCGACACGCACAAGAUGUGGAGUUCAUGGAGAACACACACAGGGCCCGUGUGAAGCUGCUGGAGGAGGCAGCCGCUCAGAGGGAAACGCGAUCGCGGCUCGAGUGUGAAGAUCUGAUCGAGCGGAUGGCGGCGUUGACGCGAGCCGUCGAGCUGGAACGCUCGGAGCUGCAGGCGCAGUACCAUCGGAAAGUGGCCCAGGUGCAGCAGGACAGAGACCGGGAGGUGGAGAGGCUCCGGGACCUCCAGAGACAGUCUAUCUUAGAGAUGAAAAAGGACCACGAGGAUCAAAUCCAGAGACUGAAGAGACUAAAGGAAGAAGAGAUUGAUGCCGUAACAAGUGCAACAUCUCAGACGAGGUCUCUGACGGGGGUGAUCGAGCAGAUGGAGCAGUUCUCCUCUCGGCUUGAAGAGCUCUCCUCUCGGGUGGAGAGCGCACACGAGCAAAGCGCUCACGGGCUGGAGCGAGGAGCUCGGCACAGAGAGGACCAGCUUCGAGUUUUGGAGGAGCGUCUGAGCCAGCAGCAGAAAGCCACGGCAGAGGAGCAAACUUACCUGAAGGAGAUCAUCUCCAGGAUGGAUGCUCAGAUAAAUGAGCAGCAGAGGCAGCUUGAGAAGGAGCGCUGGAAGGUGGCAUCAGAGCAGGCCAAGGCGGAGUCGCUCCAGAGGAGCCUGGAGGAGGAGCGUCGUGUCCUCAACUUGCAGACCAGCAUGGAGAGGGAGGAGCUGGAGAGGGCCAAGAGUGUGCUACUGGAGGAGCAGAAGUCGGUGAUGCAGCACUGUGCGGAAGAAAGGAGGAAGCUGGCGGCCGAGUGGGCCCACUUUCACGAUCAGGAUAAACGGAGACACGAAAGAGCCGAGCGGGAAGUUAGCAGCCUCUUGGAUAAAAGGGAAGGCUCCAUCAUCACUCUGGCACAGGAACAAGCCGACCUGAAGCUUCGCACAGCAGAGCUGAAACAGAAGGAGACGGCUGCGGCACAAGAGCGGGAGACUCUGGAAAGACUCAGAGAAGAGCUGGAAAGGGAAAAGGAGAAAAUAACUAGUGCAGGCCUGAGGCUGAAAACACGGUCUCUGGAGGUCGAGUCCUUCAGCAAGCUCGCUGCUGAUAAGUACGAGGAGGGCAAAGAGGCGCUGAGAGAGGCGAAGCGUGUGGAGGCGGAGCAUGAGGCCCGCCUGAAGAGCAUUCAUUCACAAAUGGAGAGUCUGAGGAUGCAGGAACAGCGCAUUCAUAAGGAGCGCAUGCAGUUAAACUAUCUGCAGGACAAAGCUCGGCAUCGACAAACCUCAAGUUUCAAACAUCCAACUGUUUUACCAGUUUCAGUAUUACCCACUCCUGAAUUGACUGCAGACUUUACCCCCAAUUCAUCUUCAAAUCAUCAGGCUAUAGCUCGAGAAGCUUGUCUGGCUCUGUGGAAAUACACAGCAGAAAAGGAGACUGAAUUCCUCCAGGAGGAGCAGAUUUAUCUGGACAAUUUAAGAAAAAAAUCCUACAGAAAAAACACAACCUGACAAUGUUUUGUUUUUUUAUAAGUUUUUCUUGUUACAAACUAUUUUUUUAGUCCUAAUAAAACAUGUUUAAAGUAA